AAAAUAAAAAGUUGUGAAUUUUCAUGUUGCAUGGUUAACUCGUAUCCAUUACAACUUUUUAAAACCUUUUAACUAAAAUUAUUUAUCGUUCUUCGGCAAUGCAAGUGACACAUUUUUCUAUCUUGAUGGAAUGGAAAGUAGCAGGUGAAAAUGAGGAAAAGUUCCAUAGUCAUCAGGCUUCGAAAGAUGCCUGGAACUUUUGCUGAUGAAGCGUUUGAAGGAGCAGGGGAAACACCAGGAUUGGAGAUCUGGAGAAUAGAGAAAUUGAAAGUAGUGAGACAAGAUCCAAAAAACAAUGGCAAAUUUUACACUGGAGACUCGUACAUUUGCCUGCUUACACGAAAAGUUGAGAACAGAAUUGAAUGGGACAUCCACUUUUGGUUGGGAAAAGAGACCUCCCAAGAUGAGGCUGGAGUAGCUGCUUAUAAAACGGUCGAGUUGGAUGACUCCUUGGGGGGAUACCCAGUACAAUAUCGCGAGGUGCAAAGUCAUGAGUCAAAGAGGUUUCUUGACAUUUUUCCUGAUGGGAUUCAAUAUAUGGAAGGAGGUAUCGAUUCUGGCUUCGUUCAUGUUGACAGAAAUGCUUAUGUGAAACGCUUGUUGCAUGUGAAAGGAAAAAGGAACAUCCGAAUCGAGCAGGUCGAACUUUCGUACAAAUCCUUAAAUCAUGGUGACGUAUUUAUUCUUGAUGAUGGUAAAACAAUAUAUUGUUGGAAUGGAAAAGAUUCUAGUAAGCGGGAACGAAUAAAGGCUGCGGAAAUUGCUCGCAAAAUAAAAGAUGACGAAAGAGGAGGAAAAGCAAGAGUUGUUUUAAUUGAUUCAGGAUACGAUCCAGAUAACAGUUUCUUCAAAGCACUAGGUGAGAAAGGACCAAUCAAAUCAGCCGAAGAAGGGGGCGACGACGUAGAAUUUGAAAAACAAAGCAAAAUCGAGAUAGCUCUAUACAGAGUGUCUGAUGCCAGCGGGGAUUUAAAAAUUGAAGAAUGCGCCCGACCACCUCUGAAAAAAGAAGACCUCGAUACCGACGAUUGUUUCAUAUUGGACAGCGGUCCAUCAGGAGUGUUCAGUUGGAUAGGAAAAGGCUGCACAAUAAACGAGAAAAAAGCUGCAAUGAACAAUGCUAUGCGUUUUAUCAAGAAAAAAGGAUAUCCAAACUAUACCCAAGUAAUGAGAGUGGUAGAAGGCGGAGAGACACCUCUUUUCAAAUCCUUUUUCUCAAAUUGGGUAACAACCGCAGACCAACUUGCAAUGGGAAUCAUGGAUAAGAGUAACAUUGCUGCUUACAAUACAAGCCAAUUUGAGGUGAAUUCCUUGCACGCAAGAGCGCAAAAAGCCAAAGAAACCCUUGUAGAUGAUGGCAGUGGAACGGUUAAGAUAUGGCGGAUUGAGAAGUUUAGAAAAAUAGAUGUCCCUGAAAAAGAACAUGGUGUGUUUUAUGAAGGAGAUUGUUAUGUUAUCUUGUACACAUAUCAAGUGAAGAAAUAUGAAAAACAUAUUAUUUACUACUGGCAGGGAUUAAAAAGUUCGACGGAUGAAAAAGGUGCUUCUGCCAUUAUUGCGCAGCAAAUAGACGACGAAAUGGGAGGGUCACCAGUUCAAGUACGCGUUGUUCAAAACAAAGAACCUGAACAUUUCUUGCGAGUUUUUAAAGGACGAAUGAUUGUGAUGAAGGGUGGAAUUGAAAGUGGAUUUCGCAAACGUUCUAACAGUCAAAGCGAGCAAUCAAAAGCAGCUGAAGGGGUCCAACUGUUUCACAUUCGUGGUACAACAGAAUUCAACACGCGUGCUGUCGAAGUGAUUGGACGAGCUGCAUCUCUUAAUUCGAAUGAUGUUUUCUUAUUGAAAACAGAAGAGAAAGCUUUCAUGUGGGAAGGAUCGGGUGCGAGUGAAGAUGAAAAAGAAUUUGCUGAAGUAGUUGCCGAUUACGCAGCGCCUGACGGAGACUUAGUGAUUGUGCGGGAAGGCAAAGAAACCAAAGAAUUUUGGGAAUUAAUUGGUGGUAAAGAAGAAUAUGCUUCAAUGCCGAGAUUGGCGGAAGACAAGCCUGUUUUCCCGCCAAGACUCUUUCAAUGCUCAAAUGCGAGUGGAAGAUUUUGGGUUGAAGAAAUAUUUGAUUUUGAUCAGGAUGAUUUGUGCGAGGAUGAUGUCAUGUUACUGGACACGUAUGACGAGGUUUUCGUUUGGAUCGGAAGUGGCGCAAAUUUUAUCGAGAAGAAAAAUGCGUUGGAGGGAGCAGUGUCGUACAUCAAGGGCGACACCACUGGUCGAACAGUCGAAACUACCAGCAUCUUGCAAGUCAAACAAGGAUUUGAACCGCUCAAUUUUACUGGGUAUUUUUGGGCCUGGGAUCCAGAAAAAUGGAGCAAGGGAAUGAGUUAUGAAGAAUUAAAGAAGCAACUUGGAGAAGAAAAUGUAGCGAUUACUAGUGUAAAUGACGAACUGGAGAAAUAUAACAAGGAGUAUCCAUACGCACAGCUCUCACAAAAAGAUCUCCAGUUAGAUGGAGUUGACCCGUGCAACAAAGAGAAACAUCUAUCAAACGCUGAAUUUGAAAAAUAUUUCAAGAUGACGAAGGAAGAGUACGAAAAAGUAAAACCUUGGAAGAGGGAGAUGUUGAAAAGAAAAUUAAAACUAUUUUAAAAAAUUAAAUUAUUGUUAACAUAAAAUUUAGAUGAACAAGUAGCGUUGGACCAGGCAAGCAAUUAGCAAGAAUAAUUUUUGAUGACCAGAAUUAGUCCUUUUAAUUUUAAUUGUAUUUCAUGAGUACGUCACGAUGCUUCGUGGAAUUUGUUACUCGCACUUUAACUCGCCGUUAACUGCACCGCCAUCAUGGUACUAAUGACGUCAUUCUAUUGUAUCAAUAAUAUGUCAUUGUAAAAAAACAUUGUAUAUAUUGUUAUAUUGACUAUUCUUUCUUUUUUUAAAUGCAAAUAAAACUUCUUUUUCA
Hydractinia symbiolongicarpus is the source of this 2947-nucleotide messenger RNA. RefSeq names its product gelsolin, cytoplasmic-like. Bases 151 to 2640 code for a protein of 829 amino acids. Gene Ontology annotation, biological process: cytoskeleton organization; actin polymerization or depolymerization; barbed-end actin filament capping. Gene Ontology annotation, cellular component: actin cytoskeleton; cytoplasm. The transcript has 26 exons. The record is from RefSeq and is a predicted model, not a curated record. Gene Ontology annotation, molecular function: actin filament binding; phosphatidylinositol-4,5-bisphosphate binding. Lineage: Eukaryota; Metazoa; Cnidaria; Hydrozoa; Anthoathecata; Hydractiniidae.